UUUACAUGGCCGGUCAAUAUGUCAUUAUCAAAAUAAAUAAAUAAAAAAAAAAUAAAAAAUUUCUAAACAAAUCCGGUGUUAUGGGUCGAUUGUGCUUUGUCGACCAUUCGAAAUUAUCUCAUCCGAAUCCACGUAAACCUAACUUAUUUUCUUGUGAAUGUUUCGACCUUAACCUUUCAGUGUCAGUAUGAUGAUCGUUUCUGUAAGACGACCAAGUUCAUUGACCUCUUUUAACCAUCCAUCUCUUUGCAAUGGUUUGUACAAACACCAUUGUGUUUGGUCAUAUGCUAAACCACGUAUGAAGUUUUUACUUAAUGCUCGUCGAUCAUUGCUGCUGAUGUCAACACAACAUACCACAAAAUGGUAGAGAUCGAAGCGAUAAUAAAGAAAAAAUCGCAAUAUUCAUGGUUGUGUUUCGGAGCUGUGUUGUUAUUGACAUUCUGCACACGAUUCUAUCGAGUUACAGAACCUGAUCAUGUUUGUUGGGAUGAAACGCAUUUCGGUAAAAUGGGAAGCUGGUACAUCAAUCGGACGUUUUUCUUCGAUGUUCAUCCACCGCUGGGAAAGAUGUUGAUUGCAUUGUCCGGCAUACUAACGGGCUACGAUGGAACAUAUCCGUUUGAGAAACCGGGUGAUAAAUACAAUGGAACUCACUACGAAGGAAUGCGAAUCUUCUGCACAACACUUGGCGCUCUAAUCGUUCCGAUGACAUUUUCCACAAUCUGGGAACUAACCGAAUCCAAUGAAGCAGCCCUGAUCUCCGCCGCAUAUUUGUUGUUCGACGUCGGAAUGUUAACGCUAAACCAAUACAUUCUGCUCGACCCAAUUCUGUUGUGCUUCAUGACCGCUUCAGUUUUGGGAAUGGUCAAAUUGUCGAAAGCGACGCAUUGCGGUGACACCUUCGCGACAAGGUGGUGGUACUGGCUGUUCUUCACGGGAACGAUGCUGGCUUGUACGAUUAGUGUAAAAUUUGUGGGACUGUUUGUGGUGCUGUUGGUCGGAUUGCAUACGAUUAACGAUUUGUGGAUUGUGCUCGGCGAUCUGGCGAAACCAGUGAUCUUCACGAUCAAACAGCUACUUGCUAAAGUGAUUGGCCUGAUAAUCUGGCCAGCCUUCUUGUACAUGUUCUUCUUCUACAUUCACUUAACCGUUUUGAAUAAAAGCGGCAACGGCGAUGGAUUUUACAGCUCCGCAUUCCAAUCGUGUUUGAUUGGUAAUUCCUUGCACAAUGCUAGCAUGCCCAGACAAGUUGCGUAUGGAGCGGUUCUAACUCUAAAAAAUCAUAAAACCGGCGGUGGAUAUUUACAUUCACAUUAUCAUCUGUAUCCGAAGGAAGUUGGCGCUCGUCAGCAACAGAUUACCACCUACACUCACAAAGACGAAAACAAUAAGUGGUUGAUAAAGCCGUACAACAAGGACGCGCCAGAUGAUGUCCGAAUUCUGAAAAAUGGCGACCUUGUUCGACUGGAGCACACUCAGACGAAGAGGAACUUACAUUCUCAUCGAGAAACCGCACCGCUAACCAAAAAACAUUUUCAAGUGACGGGCUACGGAGAGAACGGCACUGGUGAUGCAAACGAUAUUUGGAAAGUGAUGGUUGUUGGCGGAAAGGAUGGUGAAGAGGUCUUAACCGUCACCAGUAAACUGUUUUUCGUACAUUAUCUGCAAAAUUGUGUCCUGACGACCAGCGGGAAACAAUUGCCGAAAUGGGGAUUUGAGCAGCAAGAAGUGUCCUGCAAUCCAAAUAUUCGCGAUACGAAUGCCUUGUGGAACGUCGAGGAUAACGUUUAUGCGAACUUACCAAACGUCAGUUUCGAGGUCUAUGCACCAGGAUUCCUGUCAAGAUUCUUGGAAUCACAUGCGGUCAUGUUCCAGGGAAAUGCCGGCCUGAAGCCGAAAGAAGGCGAAGUAACCAGUCGACCAUGGCAGUGGCCAAUUAAUUACAAGGGACAAUUUUUCUCGGGCAGUUCGUACAGAGUGUACCUGUUGGGAAAUCCAAUAAUUUGGUGGAGUAAUCUGGUUUUUCUGGCAUUGUUCUUGAUCGUCUUUUUCAUUUCGUGCGUUCGUGUGCAACGGAAUUAUGAGAGCGUAGAAAACAAUGAAAAGUGGAUACCAUUACGUGCCUCCUUGUGGCUGUUCAGCGGUUGGAUACUACAUUAUUUACCGUUUUGGGCGAUGGGACGAGUGCUGUAUUUUCAUCAUUACUUUCCCGCUCUGAUAUUCAAUUCAAUGUUGACAGGUGUUAUGUUCAGUUAUUUUGCACAUCGUUUCUCCCAAUGGAUUAGGCAUGCAUUGCUUGGUGCCACUUUAGCUAUUUUGGCAUAUAGUUUCAUUGUAUUUUCGCCAAUGGCUUAUGGUAUGACUGGAUCCACCGGAAGCGAACCGAAUUCAACAAUGUAUAAACUCAAAUGGAUGGAUAGCUGGGAAUUUUAGAUUUAGCUUUAUCGUUUAUGCGAGAGAAUAUUUAUAUAUCUAUAUCUACCAUACGUAAUACGUACGUGUACCGAGAGAAUUGAUGUUGGAUGGGUGACUAUGUGAAUGGCGAGUGUAAAUUGUUCGGAAAAUAUACGAAUUUUAAUUGUU
Molecule: messenger RNA, 2583 nt
Organism: Bradysia coprophila
Lineage: Eukaryota; Metazoa; Arthropoda; Insecta; Diptera; Sciaridae
Gene: tw
Product: Protein O-mannosyl-transferase 2
Biological process (GO): protein O-linked glycosylation via mannose
Cellular component (GO): endoplasmic reticulum; membrane
Molecular function (GO): dolichyl-phosphate-mannose-protein mannosyltransferase activity
Source: RefSeq, a predicted model, not a curated record